AUGCUAGUUGGGGAGAGUUUGAAUGUUACGGCUUCUCCACACAGACGAAAGGGUUCUUCCCACACCCGAAGCAAAGAUUCUCUUCAAAGUCGAAUAGUGGUGGUCAUUGCUUCUGAAGCCGAUCAUCAAACAAAGUGUGUAGGUGUUGAUUUUGAUAGGAUUUUCAGGGAUGAUUUUGAGGCUGGUUUCGGCAGUAUGGAUGGGAUGUUGCUGGGAAAUUUGUCUUUAGAAGUUGAGGAAGGUGGUUGUGAUUCUCUAAUCAAUGAUGUUUAUGGUGACAUUGUGAUAAUUUUUACUGAUAAUAAGAUGACGGUUCUCCAUCAGAAAUUUGAGAUUCUCUUUUCUGAGUUAGGGUGUGGUAACGUCCUUGCUUCUUCUGGGGAUGUUCUCUUUUCUAGGGGAGGGAGUGUUGAUGAUGGAAUUAAGGGAGGAAAUGGAGUUGUCUUGAGAGGGACAAAUUAUUUCGGUGAAGGAAUGGUGUGGGCUAAGAUAAAAUCAUACUACGGUGUCUCCAGAAACCUUCUAAUAAAGUUCAAGGAUGAUACAAUUGAUGAAACUUCUGCACUGGCACAAGUGCUUAGCUCAGAUUCUGCCAUCAGUUCAAUGCUGGAUAUGUCCAUUCGUUUGUUGCCAGGGGAUCACGGUCUCCCUUUACAGCAGGCUCUCCCAGAGGUUCCACCAGCAAUGGCGGAUGCGGUAAACAGGGGAGGAGAGCUUUUGGCAAAUUUGGCUGCAGGGACUCCGUGGGAAACGAUUGCCAAAGAAGUGGGCAACACACUAGGCAUAGACUCGAGGAUCCUUCGUGCUGAGAUCUCAAGGGACAUAGACCUGCUUGUGGAUGUAGUCACAUCAUGGAUGGCUUCCAACACAGGUCCAAAGCUUUUGAGGCCAUGAUAGGUAGGACAUACUCAAGAUUUUGAACCGACAGAGCUAAGAUUGGGAGGAAAAGGAAAAGCAGAGGGGUAAAAACUAUUUAUCGAAUUUCUGUAAAUAGUGUUCAUGUAUCAUUGUGUACUUGUGUUGUCAAAGGUCAUAAAGCUUGCAAGUCUGUGUUAUUAAGGUUUAUUUUUAUGUUUUCCAAAAAAUAAAGAAAUAUAGUCCGUUUUAAGUUAAUUUAAUAACUAUCACUUGUGGUUAAAUAUUUUAGUAGGUGAAUGUAAAAAUCACAGACGGGCGUCAUUGGGUUGGAAUCUUUCAGUUGUUUUCUG
Messenger RNA from Ilex paraguariensis (yerba mate), 1208 nucleotides. NCBI's taxonomy places the organism in Eukaryota, Viridiplantae, Streptophyta, Magnoliopsida, Aquifoliales, Aquifoliaceae. The record is from the annotation of a GenBank genome assembly.